Pyrus x bretschneideri (Chinese white pear) is the source of this 2331-nucleotide messenger RNA. RefSeq lists its product as uncharacterized. The record is from RefSeq and is a predicted model, not a curated record. NCBI's taxonomy places the organism in Eukaryota, Viridiplantae, Streptophyta, Magnoliopsida, Rosales, Rosaceae. The coding region runs from base 468 to 2051 and encodes 527 amino acids. The transcript is spliced from 6 exons.
AACAGUUCGAGUCCCAAUGCCACGUGUACGGCCGCGAUGCAAUUUCCACGCAAAGAGAACGUGCAGGGCACCCACAUCAUCUUAUAUCUUUUUUCGCUCGACUUCAAAAUCCAAGUCGCUCUCACACUGUCAGAUCUCACCACGAUCUCCAUCCGUACAUUAUCCGGCUUGUUUUCCGGCCGACGCCGGAAACUUCAUUGAUCAUCGUCUACGGAUCCCACAGUCAGAUAAGUGCUUAAAGUUUUGAGCUUGAGCAGUUUGGUAUUUAUAAAAUUGGACUAUCAAUGUGCGUUGUUGGUGGAAGGAGACUUGUAUAUAGGAGUGUAAAUAGUUGUGCAACCAGGUCCCCGGCAAGUGUAACAGCCUCGGCGGAGUGGAGUUCGAAGUGAAGCGGCAGAAAUGUUAUGCAGUGAAGACGUCUUCCUGAGUAGUAUUUGUGACAGUCUUUUCAGAAUCACGGCCUUUGGAUGGCAAAGGGUACUGGGUGUCUAAACGAAGGUGAGGCACUGUAUGAUAAUUCUUCUCGAAUUGAGCCUAAGCGUUCUCAUCAGUGGUUCAUGGAUGGUCCUGAGGUAGGGAUAUCCCCCAACAAGAAACAGGUUGUUGAAGUUCCAAACAACAAUCUGUAUUCAGAAAUGUUAAAUGCAAAUGUUUCUCCGUGGGGAAAUGUUCCUGGUUUUCACUCAUUCUCUGGCCAAUUUGCUGAAAGGUUAUUUGAUUGUGAAAUAGACCGGGCUGUGAAAUUUGAUGACACGAACAUUCCGUCUGUUGGAACGGAAAAGAUGAAUUUGGCUAGAAAAGUUAAUGAGGAUCUAUUUGGGAAUGACUCCUCAUUUGGUCUAUCUAUGUCCAAUACACUAGAAGAUCCUAGAUCCAGUCCUAAUUACGGUGGAUUUAGAAAAGUCAAAGUGAGUGAGGUAAAGGACUCUGAGAAUGGCAUGCCCUUUUCAAUAGGACAAACUUAUAUUCGGGCAGAUAAUGAUGCCAUGUUGGCGUCUCACGCUUACAAGGCCAAAGACAACUCAGCUUCCACGGGUCCCAUUUAUAAGAAAGGGGAUGACAACUUCAUAUCCAUGAGUGAUACCUACAGCAGGGCAGAUAACAGCUUCAUAUCAAUGGGGCAACCCUUUAACAAAGGGGAUGACAGCAUAUCGUUUGGUCAAUCGUACAAGGAGAGCAAUAACACCCUGUUAAUGGGUCAGACAUGCAAUAAGAGUGACAAUAAUAUCAUUUCUAUCGGCCAAACCUAUAAGGUAGAGGAAAAUACCAUAUCAACAGAUAAUUUCUACAAUAAAGGGGAAGAGGGUACCAUAUCCGUUGGUCAUGCGACUCAUGCCUACAGCAAGGGUGACAACAAUAUGUUGUCAGUUGGGCACUCUUAUAAUAAGCGAGAGGGUACUAUCAUAUCCUUUGGCGGAUGUGAUGAUGAUGAUGUGAAUACCUCUGCAGUCUUUGGUUAUGAACUUCUGAUGGGUCAACCUUUUGUGAAAACAGAAACCGUGAAUGAGAAAGAGUUGGGAAAAUCAAAUUCCGGUGCAUUUGUUAAUGUACCUCAUAUAACUGCUGGAAACGAAAAUGCCCUGAAAAAGAUAGUUGAACAGAAAACGUCUAAGAAGGUUCCUCCGAACAACUUCCCUUCAAAUGUGCGAAGUUUGCUGUCAACAGGUAUCCUGGAUGGAGUUCCUGUAAAGUAUACAGCCUGGUCGCGGGAGAAGGAGCUGCAGGGUGUUAUCAAAGGUUGUGGGUAUCUAUGUGGCUGUCAGUCGUGUGACUUCUCAAAGGUAAUCAAUGCAUAUGAAUUUGAGCGUCACGCUGGUUGCAAAACGAAACACCCAAAUAAUCACAUAUAUUUUGAGAAUGGUAAAACCAUAUAUGGGACCGUUCAAGAGCUCAGGAGCACACCACAGAAUAUGCUGUUUGAAGUUAUUCAGACUAUUACUGGUUCGCCUAUCAAUCAGAAAUCCUUCCGCCUUUGGAAAGAAUCCUUUUUGGCAGCAACACGUGAACUUCAGCGUAUAUAUGGCAAGGAAGAGGGGAAACAACUUAAAUGAAGCAAGCUUGUCCGGAGGCAGGACCAUCUUUUGUUUUGUGAAUACAAGUAAUCGUUUUUUGGCUGUACAUUGGUACUCAUUUGACGGUGACUUCAUCACUAACGCAAUGGCUCGGCAUGGUUAUGUGAAGGACAAGGUGUUCUUGUAAAUCUUUGAGACAAACCUUAUGUCAGAAUAGAACCUCCGUUUUUAGUCGUCGGACAUACGAUGACGGGUUGUAGUUUGUAUUUAGUAAGAGUCUUGAAGGAAAUGAAAUUUUAAGAUAAUUUGGCACUAAAAA